Onychostoma macrolepis is the source of this 582-nucleotide messenger RNA. Its product is annotated as histone H3. The coding region runs from base 47 to 457 and encodes 136 amino acids. The transcript has a single exon. Gene Ontology annotation, molecular function: protein heterodimerization activity; structural constituent of chromatin; DNA binding. The record is from RefSeq and is a predicted model, not a curated record. NCBI's taxonomy places the organism in Eukaryota, Metazoa, Chordata, Actinopteri, Cypriniformes, Cyprinidae. Gene Ontology annotation, cellular component: nucleosome.
UAUAUUCUCUACGUACUCGGAGCAGAGGAAGAGGUUAAUCUUCGCGAUGGCAAGAACCAAGCAGACGGCUCGUAAAUCCACCGGCGGCAAAGCCCCGAGGAAGCAGCUCGCUACUAAAGCCGCCCGGAAGAGCGCCCCAGCCACCGGCGGCGUCAAGAAGCCCCACCGUUACAGGCCCGGGACCGUGGCUCUCCGAGAGAUCCGCCGUUAUCAGAAGUCCACCGAGCUGCUGAUCCGCAAACUGCCUUUCCAGCGCUUGGUGCGAGAAAUCGCGCAGGAUUUCAAGACGGACCUGCGCUUCCAGAGCUCCGCCGUCAUGGCCCUGCAGGAGGCAAGCGAGGCUUAUUUGGUCGGUCUGUUUGAGGACACCAACCUGUGCGCCAUCCACGCCAAGAGAGUCACCAUCAUGCCCAAAGACAUCCAGCUGGCGCGCCGCAUCCGCGGAGAGCGCGCUUAAACCCGCCGCUGCAGCCGCACCCCAAAGGCUCUUUUAAGAGCCACCAACACCGCACUGAACGAGACCGUUUCCACUGUAUCUGAACCCAAAUAUAACUUAUAGCAAGUACAAUUGCGCUCACGAGC